AUGGAACAAGACGAAUUGCAGAGGACGCAAGAUGAAAUCCCAACCGCUUCAGCUCCCAAUGACGAAUCUGUAGACGCGCCAUUGAGGCCGAAUAGACCAAAACCGCCACCACCGUUGGAUUUGCAGAAUACUGUAGGGGUCAACAUUGCGACUUCAUUGUUGGCCUCACAGAGCAGCCCUACCACAUAUAAACCAAGGAGAUUCACUGCAUCUGCUACUAUGAUUCUGUCUCCACGUCUCGGAUCAGAUGGCGUAGGCAGUCAAUCCAACACGCCGCCAUUAGUAGAUUCGCCAAUACCGAAGGCCAGUGAAGUCAUACAGCCAUCACCUGAAAUACUACCGCUGUCUAUAUCACAUUCAGCAUAUAGAGCCAUGCUGAAUGCUGGUGGUCCUGGAAAUCCUAGUGGAACAGGAGCAACAUCCACAGCUUCGCCGAACUCGCACACCGGAAGUGGUGACGAUUCUUCAUCAACAAGUGGUAGGAACAGUCUCACAAAAUUGGAUUCUUCUGCAAAACUAUUGCUGCAAUCGAAUGGAUCUCCUGUAUCCGUACCAUCGAAACCACUACGUCGGACACUGUCGACACAAGAAAAAUCAAAACAAAUAUUAAGCAUGCCCAGUUUGAUAAGAGACCAUGGAGUGGAAACUCCCUCGCUUAUAUUGGAAUACGCCCCAGACUCACCUAAUCCCAAUGGCAUUGGUAUAAUAUCACCUUCAACGCCCUCAAAUGUCUCGAUGAGCAUUGCUUCGAGUUCUCCAUCAAAGGGAUCUCUGGGACGAUUUAGUGUUUCCACGAAUAAUACAGGAUCUCCUGCGUCACCAUUUCGAAAAAUUCCUGGAGUAAUGGCAACGCAAUCUCCACUGAAUUCUACUCCGAAACGCAAAUUGCCUACGACCAACGCUUUGAGAAAUUCAGUUGGCUCUAACGACUCUGACUUUGAAGAAAACGGAUAUCGUCGAUCUGGUCAGCUGGAUAAUUCUGAUGGAGAGUUGGCCGAUAUUUUACGAGACUCUGAAGAAGUCAGACCGAAUCAGACCGAUUUUCUAGAUGAUAGGGGAGCCUCUUUUGAUUUGAGGCGUGAGAUGGUUGCUGAAUUACUAGCAGCUAAAGAGAAGGCUGAUGCUGUCAUCAGUCUCGUGUUGGGUUUACCAACUCAGUCUACUGGCGACAUCACUGCGAGAACGCCAAGUAGUGACAAGAAACGUAAAUUGAUGGAGCCAUCAGAGAACCUGUUGAAUGUCAAGCUUGUUCGGCCACUGUUGCAUUCGAAAAGCUGGCCUCCGUCCAUAUUUGCUUCGCCACACGACUUGCUCCUGACGCAGAUUGAAUCUAUUGGUACUCUGAUCAUGCAUACGCCAGCAUCGGCACUCAUCAAUACACAAGUAGCUGGAGAUUUUAUGCGUUCGCUACAAGACUUGAUGGAACAAUCAAGGAGAAUGGUGGUUGGAAAUGCCGAAGCGAAUGAUUUGCUGACCAAGUUGCUGUUUGUGUUUGCCCCCGUCAGUCGUGUGGCAGAAUCCCUAUAUGAAUAUGGAAAAACAAUGAGACGAGUUAGUUUACACGAAUCCGCACCGUCUUCGGAUGGAUCCCCGCAACAUCGACGUUCAGGUCAUCGAUCGUCAGACACCAAGCAUUCAAGGCCAUCGCACACAUCGAUACGACCAGGCGCACCUCCAUCCGACUUCCAAAGAACGGCCUCCAGUCCUAGGCUGGAUGAAACUCGCAAGCUGCUGAAAUCUGAAGGAAGACAAUUUGUUCCGCAACAUAAACGACAGGCACAAUCUGAAUCGUCCAUACAGUUUAUUUAUACCGACACCUCUACUCCCCCUAAGCCAGAAACCAAUCAGAAACCAGAAUUUUUGAAGUCUUCCUCCGUGAAUGAGUCCGAUUCGGAUUUUAGUGCUGACCACACGCAACCGAAGACUCCAACUCAUCGAGGAUCGAAAUGGAGCUGUACUGAUCUCGAUGGCAUAUCAAGAGCACCGUCAGAGUUCUCUACGGCUCCGCCGACUACAUCUCCGACACGACAUGCCAGUCUCAACGAAGGUCAACCGCGAUCUUCACCACUCGGUAGUACACCAUCAUUGGGAGGUAGUAGUGCUCAACUAAUGCACCUGGGUAGUAUGCAAUCGUUUGACUCAAUGCCCAACAGUCCCAGUCUAUCAAAGUCAUGGUGGCAUUCGAAAGAACGAGUAGAUGAUGGUUCACCUACACCAAAUCUUCAAAGCAAUUCCAGCAACACCAAGAAGGCACGACCAAUGUUUGCGUUUCUGAAGACCAUUCGACAUGCAUUUCACGGUAGUUCAGGAGCCCUUGCGCCAACAUCCAUGCCAACAUCUCCAAUAUCGACAUCCGGAACCAAUCUUCAUAUAUUAAUGGGGUCGAACCCAUCGUCGUUAUCCAUCAACGAUUCUAGAUCACAAUCUUUUGGCUCGUUGUCUUCUGCGGGUCGACGACAGUCAGCUCAGGCUGGGUUUCAAGCACCAACAUCAGUGCCAUCUGGUCUUGGGUUGACCCUCAAUACGGAUAGCAGAGAAAAUCCACCAGAUUCGCCAACCGUCAAAUCAGAUCGAUCUGGUGAAGCCUCGUUUUCUCAAACACCACCCUCAGGCCGAACUCCACUUUCCCGUGUGCUCUGUAGGAUUUGCGAGGAAAUGGUACUGGCUGAGACAUUGGAAGAACAUUCCAAAAGUUGCGCUGUGCAACAAGAGUGUCAUUUGAAGCAGUAUGCUUGUGAUUUGAAGCUGAAAAAGUUUGCCAAUGCUGUUGCUGCCCGAAAGGAACAGCUAAAAGUCAAGGAUUAUGACGAUUGGACGGACUGGCAACAUAUGAGAAAACUUGCAGAGACUCUCGAGACCAGAGCUUCCAAAGGCGCAAAACUGUCCGACGAGACUGGCAAAAAGAGUAUUGCCAAGUGUGAAAAGUAUGCCAGCCAAGUCAAAAAGGUUUUGGAUGAGGGAUCUAAAUACGCCAAAGUUGAGGUUCAAGUGUUUAGUAUUGGUAAACGAAUUCACGCUGUGCUGGAGGAGAAAGCACAAAUCCUGGCCAUUCAAGUCAGACGUGUUCAUACUACAUCCAACUUGCAAGAUACCCACGGUUCAAGUGGAUCAUUAUAUGAUGCAAGCCCCAACAGAAAGAAAGAUCCAGAGCAACGACAUUCCAGGACACAAGUCGACAGAGUCGUAAAGAGGAAGAACAGUGUGACUAGUGUCUCGAGUGAACGAAGUGCCAAUCCGAAUUCCCAUGAAGCUGAUUUGUACGCUUCUGAUCGUAACAGAGACAAAGCACCAAUCAACAAGGGCCGCUUCAUGUCCAUUUUUGCUGCUUUGAUGAGGGGGCCAGCCACUCGACCGAGAUCACCGAGUGGUUUAUCAGGAACAUCGGGAGGAGAAUCAGAUCGUGACCGGCGAAAGCAAAAGAUACCAUCGAUUCGGGACUUUGAGAUUUUGAAGCCAAUUUCUCGUGGUGCUUUCGGAAAGGUGUACUUGGCCAGGAAAAAGACCACACAGGAUCUGUAUGCCAUCAAGAUUCUGAAAAAGGAAGACAUGAUUCGAAAGAAUAUGGUCGCUCAUGUUUUGGCUGAGCGAAAAGUGCUGGCCUUGUCACGAAAUCCUUAUGUUGUGAAGCUGUACUAUGCAUUUCAAUCUCGAGACUACCUAUAUUUGGUCAUGGAGUAUCUUAUUGGCGGUGACUUGUCGACUCUAUUAUCAGCACUUGGAACAUUCGAUGAAGACAUGACCAAGAUGUACGCUGGUGAAGUGACAUUAGCUCUAGAGUAUCUUCAUGCAAACGGUAUCACGCACAGGGAUCUCAAACCGGACAAUAUGCUGAUAAACCAAGAAGGUCACAUCAAGUUGACAGAUUUUGGACUCGCUCGCAUCACCGUUCAAGACAAAGAAUCGGCUUUAAGUGCGGAGAGUCCAGAAGAGAUGCUUCAUCACUUGCAGCAUCUCAACACUUUGGCUCGACGUACGAAUGUACGACGGUUAACCGAAGAAUCAUCGUCCGUGGCACCAGACGGUCCCUUGUCUCCAGAAAAUGCACAUUUGCGCAGACCAUCACGACGUGUUCGUCACGAAAGCAAAGCACUUCUAGGAACACCAGAUUAUCUUGCACCAGAACUUUUACUGGGUCUCGGCCACGGUCCCGCUGUAGAUUGGUGGGCUUUAGGAAUAUGUAUCUUCGAAUGGGUUGUAGGCUUUCCGCCAUUCUCAGAUGAAUCACCUGAAGCCAUUUUCAGAAAUAUUUUGAACCAUGAUAUCGAGUGGCCUGAAGAUGGCAUACCUACAGAUAUCAAAUCACUGAUCAUGGGGCUUUUGAAUCCGGACUCUCACACUCGUUUCAAGGGUCCUCAAAUACGAGCACAUCCGUUGUUUACUGGAGUAGACUGGGAUCACCUCCGUAAGCAAACUGCACCGUUUGUACCGACACCACACGAUGACAUGGAUACCGGAUACUUUGAAAGUCGAAAUCAGCGCCCUGAUAUACAACGAUUAUCGUCCUUGUCGAUACCGCUUGGUGGUUUUAACGAAGCAGUACAUAAACUCGAUCCCAAUGCCGAGAUCUUGGGGCAUCGUAAAGAAGCAAGUAGUGAUAGUCAGCCUAUAUCACCCACAACACCAGUAGACCAUAAUAAAGCAGAGGGUGUCUUGCCAACCUCCGAAUCCAUUUCAAGGAGUCCACUACCAGAGAGUGCUGGGCCUUCCCGUGAUAAUUUCUCAGUGUCUGCAUCAAGGCAACGAUCCGUCAACUCGGGCAAUACUCUUGAUAGUCGAGAGUCAUUACGAGGAAGUGCUCGUAUCCGUGGUAAUGAUGUGUUGUCAGGAAUACUAAGCUCUAUGAACGUGUCACGAUCCGGCUCAACAUCGAAUGUCAGUGACGAUGGGUUACUGGACAAAAAGUCAUCUACCAAGACCAGUAUGUCUAAACUACCAACCAACAACAGCACCAAUCCUCCACAACCGCGUAAAAGAUCCGUGUCACAGACUGCUCUAGAUCCAGACCGAGCAAGUUUCAUGGAUGACCUUAAUUCCACCAUUCCUCGAAAUGCAUCUGCCGCUAGUUUGGACUCACAGUUUGAGCAAUUUACAUACAAAAACGUUGACGUACUGGCCUCUGUGAAUGACGACGUAAUCUCUGGCUGGGAGGAUCAAAAAUCUCGUCGAGGCAGCUCUGACACACAUGAAGAGAUCUUUAAUGCACCACUACAGAAACGACGAAUAUCAAAUACUCUUGCAAUGCAAUCAAGGAACUCGCCUCAUAGUAGCCUCGGUGACCUUGGCAAAAAGAAUGGAUCGAAAACAGAUCUGUCCUCCGUGAAGCCGUAA
This is a messenger RNA of Synchytrium microbalum, 5328 nucleotides long. RefSeq lists its product as uncharacterized. The coding region runs from base 1 to 5328 and encodes 1775 amino acids. The transcript has 10 exons. Lineage: Eukaryota; Fungi; Chytridiomycota; Chytridiomycetes; Synchytriales; Synchytriaceae. Gene Ontology annotation, biological process: intracellular signal transduction; peptidyl-serine phosphorylation. Gene Ontology annotation, molecular function: ATP binding; protein serine/threonine kinase activity. Gene Ontology annotation, cellular component: nucleus. The record is from RefSeq and is a predicted model, not a curated record.